UUUCCUCCUGCGGCUGUUGCCAGGUCAAUGGCGUCACGGGUGACGUCAGCGGCGCAUCGCACCUAUCCUCCCGAACCUGACGCGCUUCUUCUCGUUUUAUGACAGCGAGCCGCGAUUAAAGCAUGUCUACUCCGGCGAGGCGGCGGCUCAUGAGAGACUUUAAGAGACUUCAAGAAGAUCCUCCCACUGGUGUGAGUGGCGCUCCUUCAGAAAACAACAUCAUGCUGUGGAACGCUGUGAUUUUUGGGCCUGUAGGAACUCCUUUUGAAGACGGAACAUUUAAGCUGGUUAUCGAGUUUUCAGAAGAAUAUCCUAACAAGCCUCCUACGGUCCGCUUCAUCUCCAAAAUGUUUCACCCCAACGUCUAUGCAGAUGGCAGUAUAUGUUUAGACAUCCUUCAGAACCGCUGGAGUCCCACGUACGACGUCUCCUCCAUUCUGACAUCCAUCCAGUCUCUAUUAGACGAGCCCAAUCCAAACAGCCCAGCCAACAGCCAGGCGGCUCAGCUCUAUCAGGAGAACAAACGUGAAUACGAGAAGAGAGUGUCGGCCAUCGUGGAGCAGAGCUGGGUCGACUCGUAACGCCGCCGCCUGAGGCCACACACGACCAUUCAUAGGAUUUAUUGCGAAAAAUCGACAACAUUUGUGUGCUUAUUUAUUUUUUUUAACUGCAUGAUAAGUUAUUGCUAACACGAUUUGAAUCAUACCGUGGUCGGGUUGAUGCAGUUGAAUGCAAACCAUUGGCAAAGAUGUUGUCCGAGUGCAACCCCCCAAACACGAGUUCUUCAGUAAACCGUCAUUAAUAUAUCUGAGAGCCGACGGCAUGCCCGUUCUGCCUUUCCAUGCACCCGGAGAUCGACUGUGGGAAUCAUUUUUUGUAUCUGUAUUUGACGAUGCAUCUCGACGCUCUUCUGAACCGCGGCUUUUGAGAGGAGACGCGAGUAUGAUAGUGUUAAGAGGGACGUUUUAGUUUUUGUGAAUUUAUCAUAAGAACAUUUAUACUUCUAAUAUGCUGUAUAAAAGACAAAUAAAGCAUUUUUCAGACUUGGAGCGAA
Puntigrus tetrazona (Sumatra barb) is the source of this 1054-nucleotide messenger RNA. It is a transcript of the gene ube2b, whose product is annotated as ubiquitin-conjugating enzyme E2B (RAD6 homolog). The record is from RefSeq and is a predicted model, not a curated record. Gene Ontology annotation, cellular component: HULC complex. Gene Ontology annotation, biological process: proteasome-mediated ubiquitin-dependent protein catabolic process; DNA repair; protein polyubiquitination. The transcript has 6 exons. Bases 123 to 581 code for a protein of 152 amino acids. Gene Ontology annotation, molecular function: ubiquitin conjugating enzyme activity. Lineage: Eukaryota; Metazoa; Chordata; Actinopteri; Cypriniformes; Cyprinidae.